Molecule: messenger RNA, 3179 nt
Organism: Medicago truncatula (barrel medic)
Lineage: Eukaryota; Viridiplantae; Streptophyta; Magnoliopsida; Fabales; Fabaceae
Exons: 6
Coding region: 964-1680 (238 amino acids)
Source: RefSeq, a predicted model, not a curated record
UCUUCACUAUCAAAAAAGCUCUUUCUACACACCAUCAAAAUUAGAAAGAGGGAGGGCGACUUUGAAUGAGAUCAACCAUGAAAAUUCUCUCAACAAUGUUCAUCUUUGAUCGAUCUAUGGAAUUCUAGCAUUCCUUGGUCUUGAUAAUGCCGCAAAACUACCCUUCUUCACAUGCUCAAACAUGAGUUAUGUUGGAGUAAGAAUCGAAGUUCAAAGGAAGAGAUGUUCUGGUUUUGAAGCCUUGUUAUUGUUGUGUGGCAAUGGAGUUGAAUUCAUUAUUUGGGUUCUGGGUUUAAGAAAGGGAUGAAGAAUAUGAAGGAUUUAGAUGAGGAAGAUGAUUGUCACGUGCUCCCUUCAAUUAAUCUUUUAUUUUUUUUAUUUUUAAUUAAUCAAAUGCCACGCGGCAUCCAUCUCCUGGCCACCUGGGCUUUGAUCCAGUCAAAAUCAGAGGGGGUCUAUGAGUUGCAAAAGGGUGUGAAGUUAGGGGGUCGAAAAGUGAUUUUUUUUUAAUAGAGGGUCAAAAUUGCUAUGGAGUCAAACAUAGGAGGCCAAAGUUGCAUUUUAGCCAUUAUUUUUUACUAAGUCACAUGUUCUUACAGAAUUUCUACUAAAGAAAAUGUCACUUUUUGUGGUGUUCAUGUGAUUUAGUUCUUAUAGCAUUGGACCAAAAUAUUCUCAGUUUUUUUUCCAAAUUAUUAACAUACUAACAUUGUAGUUUUUGAUGAACUAGUUUUGCGCGGGAAAGAAAGAAUAUAAAACAGAAAAUGGAACCAUCCAAUGAAAAUACUCAAGAAACCCUCACUCCCUCUCAACAAGAACGAGAACAAGAACAAGAACAACCUCCCUCUUCCAAUUCUUUUGUCCCUCCAGUUAGUGACAUAGAUUCUACCAUAGAACGACUAAAGGACAACGAUUUUUCCGACGAAGAGAUUGCCGUAAUCUUUGCCUUAACUGCAGCAAAAUAUGUUCAACCUCCUUGUGGACUUCACAAACACAUUUAUAGAGAUGAAAAAACACAUGAACUCUUUUUCAAGAGCGAAUCUCAUAGGAAUGCCUCAAUUCGAAGAGAUAGGCACAUGCGAAUUAACAGAGAAAUUGCAAAGGAAUAUGCAGCGCCACACUGUUUCGGUGAACGAAGAGAAUGAUGAUAUGGAACAUGAAACUGAUGAUGGUUCUCCAACACCUUUCUCUAAAGCAAUUAAAGCUAUUCAAGAAAGAAUCGCCAAAAGCAUGAAAAAAGGGCUUGUUGAUGAAUCUCUUAUUUGGCAUUCAAAAUUCAAUGAAGAAGAUUUGGAAAAGAGAAGCUUUAGUGUUCCUUCAUUGCAAGAAUUGUGCCUUAACAUUCUUGCGAACCAUGCUGAUGCCAUUGCUUCGCUUGAUAGUGUUUCUGAAGAGCUAAAGCAAAGGCUUAGCACGUUGUUAUGUGAUCUGGGCAAAAUGAAUGGUCACUUUCUUGAACUACUUCUUAGUGGGUUUUCAAAUGUGAUUCGGCUUAAAGAUUGCUUCUGGUUGACAGAGGAAGAAUUUAUAAAAUAUUUUGGAACAUUGGACACUUCCAUAUUAGAGAUGCUGCAAGUAUGUACACAAACAUUUUCUAAAUCCCCAACACAGCAGCUGCGCCUUAAUCACUUUUUGCAAAGAUUCAACAUAGACAAAUGGAUGUCGCAGGAAACACUUUGAUGCACAACACGUUGAAGAUGCUUUUUAUUUCUUCGUCAUCAUCGUCUACCAUGUGUUUUAUUUGGUCAAUUACAAGUUAUAUCUUUUUUAUUUUUUAAACUAGUGUAAUUUCUUUGAUUAAAAACUCAAAAGGACAUUGGUUAUGUCAAUUCUAUCUGUUGUCAAGCCAAAAGAGAGGCAGACACGCGCUUUUGAUGGUAGACACUGUAUGGAAUGGUAUUGCUAUAAUUUUAUAGUAUUUGGGAUGUAGACUGUCAUAUUCUUUAUACAUCCAUCCAGCUCCUAGAUAAUCACGACACCUCCAAUGUUGAAAUAUCCAUGCCCAACACCGAGCUGGCAAACAACUACUAGCAUGUGCACGUUUCCUAGAGGUGACUAGAUCGUGCCAGCACUACUAGACGUACCUUCAUACUUGGCCUCAUAAACAUCGACCAAGGAAAGGUUAGAGUGGGUAGAAGUUGACGACUUCUAAGAUCAUGGGCCACAAUGGUAACCAUGAUAGAGAUCAACUUCCUGCCUAUUCCUCAUAUAUAGAUGUGAUAUGAAGCAAACCAUCAUCCAUUCCCUUUUAACCAUAUAGAUAGUUAUUCCAAGACAUUGAUCACGGUACAUCACCGACAAGGUACCCCUUAUAUAGCGAAGCAAGAACAGAAUGUCACUAUCUUUUCACUUGGAUCUCAUUGACAUCUUCCUUUCUUGAACAAUUAAGUAAAUAUACAAUAUAAUUUUGUUUUCAAAGGAUUUGAGAGCACCAUUACAUACAUCUCAUUACCGAGUAUAUGUCCGUGUGAUAUGCUUAACGUGUCUUUGGAUGGUGUUUCAGAGUGCUUAUUAUGUGUAAUCUUAAUCUUUCCUAAUUUCAAUUGACUAAUAAUGAUAUAACUUUUCCUUCGUUACAGUGAUGAAGCAAUUGCUGCAUUUUUUGAGAUAAAGGGCAAGUCUUUGAAAGAACUUUCACUUUGUAAUCUUAAGGUUGGCCAACAAACAACCUUGUCAUUUGCAAACAAGGCCAGAAAUUUGCAUACCUUAGAUCUAUCAUGGCGUCAAAAUUUAACAGACAAUGAGUUUGGUUUAAUUGUCGAUAGCUGCUUGUCACUGAGGUUCCUGAAACUUCUGGGAUGCUUACAGGUGACAAAUGUUUUUCUCAAAGGGCACUCAAACUCUGAGCUUCAGAUCAUUCGUUGAAGUUAUGUCCUUUAUUUUAGCAUAUCAAAGGGCCUAAUCCUCAUCAAGGUGUUUUGCGAUAUUGAUCAGUCUAGCAGUAGGUUUUGAAACAAAUUAGAACAAGAAACAGAAUCAAAUAUAUGGAUGAUGCUGAGAUUUAGUAAUAUGUUUGUUUUGGUAAUAAGAACAAGAACAUGAAAAUCACUUUAUACCUAUUUUCACAUUUUGUUUCGGUAAUUCAUUUGUUGAUCGGCGUAAUAGUUUUGUUGUAAGUGGAGAAGAUGCUAUUGUUAUUGUUCCUUUUUAGAGAUAUUCAAACCUAAAUUUACAGACUA